GCCUGGUAGUUAGGGGGGAUAUCUCUACGAGUUAACUCACGCGCGGUAGAGAACAGAGGAAGCCUAAGCCGACGAAAGAGAGACGACGACGACGACGAAGAUGAGAGAGACGGUGAAGUUAAUAAGCAUGGAAGGUUUCGAGUUCAUCAUCGACAGGGAAGCCGCCAUGGUUUCUCAGACCAUCCGGAGCAUGCUCACUUCUCCAGGUGGCUUCUCGGAAUCGAAAGAUGGUGUCGUGACUUUCCCUGAUAUUAGCACCACCAUUCUAGAGAAGAUCUGCCAGUACUUUUAUUGGUCUCUACAAUACUCCAGAGGCAAGGAGACGGAGUUCCACAUCGAGCCUGAACUGACUCUGGAGCUAAUGAUGGCUGCUAAUUAUCUUCACACUUGAAGAAUCAAAAUGAUAACGCUUCUGGAUCUUAUUGGACUUAGUAUAGCUUCGUUUGAGGUCUGGACUUAAAGAUGUAAAUCCCUGGAGCACUUAUGUGGGAUUAUAACGUAAACGUUUAACAAAAAAAAUAUGCAUUGAAUUCUUGCAGAACUAUUGAAUAGCUCCAAGGGAAACACGGCUACUUUGUUUACUAGUUAUGACUAUUUAAUGCAACAUCAAAGUCUUGUGGUUGCUUAUGCUCAAACAGCUCACAAUGCUUUGUAAUAAGCAACAAACAUUAUGUCCUAAUAACGAUUUGUUUUUGUGCUA
Messenger RNA from Brassica rapa (field mustard), 700 nucleotides. RefSeq names its product elongin-C. The record is from RefSeq and is a predicted model, not a curated record. NCBI's taxonomy places the organism in Eukaryota, Viridiplantae, Streptophyta, Magnoliopsida, Brassicales, Brassicaceae. Gene Ontology annotation, biological process: ubiquitin-dependent protein catabolic process.